UUCUCGAAAGCGGGCGGGCGUUUAAAGGAAAUGACACGCGCGAUGGCCAAUCGCAGCCGCGCACUGCAAGCCACCCUCCAAUCAGCGUUCAACAUCGCAAGGUUCGCGUCGCCCACGGUGCUCAGUUGAAUUCCCUUGCCGUCCAUUAAAACAGCCGACUUGGAAAAUAUAAUAUCAAAGUGUGUUCAGCGCAGCCACAAGCCCUUGUGCUUAAUUCUCGCCAGGGAUGAUAUAUUUAUGCAGCGAGGGCGCUGGGAAACUCUCUCCGCAUGUGUAAGGCACGCAUCUGCGACCCUGUCGUGGCUCGCCGCAUCGCCUGGCAGAACGGAACAAUCGCUGGAUAAUUCUCCUCGUGACUUCAGUUGAGCUGAUUUCAUCUCUGAAACACAGAGGAACUCGGAUGAGGGUUGUGUCAUGAGUCCGGCAGGGUGCUCCCAUGUGAAUGCGUUCAAAGUGGACAACUGGAAGCAGAAUCUGCGGGUUAUAUACCAGUGCUUUGUGUGGAGCGGCUCUGCCGAAACCAGGAAACGCAAGGCGAAGUCAUGUAUAUGUCACCUGUGUGGAGCUCAUUUGAAUCGACUUCACUCCUGUCUCCACUGUGUGUUCUUCGGCUGCUUCAGCAAGAAACACAUCCACGAGCACGCCAAGAGCAAGAGACACAACCUAGCUAUAGACCUUUUGUACGGUGGAAUAUACUGCUUUGUGUGCCAAGACUACAUAUACGACAAAGACAUGGAGCAGAUUGCCAAAGAAGAACAAAGAAAAGCAUGGAAAUUGCAAGGUAUUGGAGAGAAAUAUUCGAUGUGGGAGCCUACGAAACGAGAGCUGGAGCUGCUGCGACACAACCCCAAACGAAGGAAGAUUACAGCCAACUGCACCAUAGGACUGAGGGGUUUGAUAAACCUUGGGAACACGUGCUUUAUGAACUGCAUCGUUCAGGCUCUCACACACACUCCACUGCUGAGGGACUUCUUCCUGUCCGACAGACACAAGUGUGAGAUGCAGUCCAACUCCUGCCUGGUGUGUGAAAUGUCUCAGCUCUUUCAGGAGUUCUACUCGGGGCACCGCUCUCCUCACAUUCCCUUCCGGCUGCUGCACCUGGUCUGGACUCACGCACGACAUCUUGCCGGCUACGAGCAGCAGGACGCUCACGAGUUCCUCAUCGCUGCUCUUGAUGUGCUGCACAGACACUGCAAAGGAGAUGACAAUGGGAAAAAAGCCAACAAUCCAAACCACUGCAGCUGCAUCAUUGACCAAAUCUUCACUGGAGGACUGCAGUCUGAUGUCACCUGCCAAGUCUGCCAUGGGGUUUCCACAACAAUAGACCCGUUCUGGGACAUCAGCCUGGAUUUGCCGGGGUCCUCCACCCCGUUCUGGCCGCUCAGCCCGGGCAGCGACGGCAGUGUGGUGAACGGAGACGGUCACCCGAGCGGAGCCACCACGCUCACAGACUGCUUACGUAGGUUCACUCGACCCGAACACUUGGGAAGCAGCGCCAAGAUCAAAUGCAGCGGGUGCCAUAGUUACCAGGAGUCCACCAAGCAGCUGACAAUGAAGAGACUUCCUAUCGUGGCGUGUUUCCACCUCAAACGGUUCGAGCAUUCAGCGAAGCUCCGGAGGAAGAUCACCACCUAUGUGUCCUUCCCUCUGGAGCUGGACAUGACGCCCUUCAUGGCCUCCAGUAAAGAGAGCCGGAUGAACGGACAGUACCUGCAGCCCGUAGACUCUCUAAACAAUGACAACAAGUAUUCUCUGUUCGCGGUGGUCAAUCAUCAGGGCACGCUGGAGAGCGGUCACUACACCACGUUCAUCCGCCAGCACAAGGACCAGUGGUUUAAAUGUGACGAUGCCAUCAUCACUAAAGCCAGCAUCAAAGAUGUCCUGGACAGCGAGGGGUACUUGUUGUUUUAUCAUAAACAGUUCCUUGAAUAUGAAUAAUGGCGAUGCAGAGCGUCCGAGUCCAAGCUGUGAAGAGAGGAUCAUACGAGAGAGCUGCCAUCAACACACAAACAGAGCCUUUCUCACCGAAGAAAAGCAAAAGAACAACAGCCAAUUAAAAAAACACCCAGAAAAAAUGACAGCGCUAAACCAAUCUGCACUGAGCAACCGGAGCAUACUUGACAGAAAGAGUUCUCACUACAGACAGACUGACAUCUCAGCAUCGCUUUCACGUUUUCUUCAACAACACAUUCACUGGCAUUUUCCCAGAAGUAUACGAAGGAAAAAAUAUUCCUUUUUAAUUUCUGCAUAUGCAUUAUUGAUGUACUCAAUGCAAAGGAAAGGUGUUAUAGACUUCUAUUGUCGUUUGAGUUUGGAAAUACUGUCCUCGUCCAGCACUUUUCACUCGUUCUUGUCGUCUUCUCCUUCAGGCUGGAAAUGCCACCCACGCAAAUAUCUAUAAGUCUAUUUUUAUAAGUCAUCGUUUCAGUUUACGUGUCCCUCAUCUGUUCGCUCUCUUCACGUGCUUCGGUGUGAACGUCGUGAAUCUUUCGGUCGCUGGUUUGGUCGUGAAGGCUCGUCAUGUUUGUGAACGAAGAACAUUUCAUGUCUCCACCAUGGCUUGAUUCAGCAGUGUUAUCCUCAGCCGUGUGUGUGUGUGUGUGUGUGUGUGUGUGAGAGAGCGCAUGCAGGUAUGUGGGCACCUGUGUGUGUGUGUUGUUAACUGUGUGUGUGUGUGUGUGUGUGUGUGUACUGAAUCAGUACUCAAACUUGGCAUGCCGUUUAAACUGGAUGCUAAAAAACUUUGGGGAGGAUUUUAUAAAGGUUAAUUAUGUAUCUAUGUAUAGUAUGUAUGUAAAACAAAUCAAUGAAGAAAUAAGCGCUG
Molecule: messenger RNA, 2824 nt
Organism: Carassius carassius (crucian carp)
Lineage: Eukaryota; Metazoa; Chordata; Actinopteri; Cypriniformes; Cyprinidae
Gene: usp22
Product: ubiquitin specific peptidase 22
Exons: 12
Coding region: 415-1938 (507 amino acids)
Biological process (GO): protein deubiquitination
Molecular function (GO): cysteine-type deubiquitinase activity; zinc ion binding
Source: RefSeq, a predicted model, not a curated record